UGCGUUGUACCUUACGAUUAUAACCUCUAUCGUAAACAACUGUUUAUUUACCAAUUCGAUUCAAGUUAAUUUCUAAUUGUUGAAUGGAAUUUGAGAGAUGAUCAUCGCGUUAUAAAAUGUCGUAUCAAGAUUCACCGUUUUCAACAAUGUACGGUCAGGACGAUUACGACAUCGAUGAGGAUAACGAAGAGUACCUGGAGGAUGAUCGAGAAGCUGAUGAGCAAGAUGAGAGUGACGAAGACACUGAGGAGGCAAGCGAGACUGACCUAGGCAAAUCCGAAGAAUACACAGAGAUAAAGGAGCAAGUCUACCAGGACAAGUUAGCCAGCUUGAAAAAACAAUUACAGCAACUGAAAGAUGGUACUCAUCCGGAAUAUAAUCGCAAGUUAAAACGCUUGGAGGCACAAUAUAAAGAAAGACUGAGGUUGAAUAUUAUUUAUCGAGAUUAUCUGACUGAAUGGGUAGAAAGAGAUUACAUAUUGGAGAAGAAAGCAGCGGUUAAGGAAUUCGAAGAGAAAAAGGUAGACCUGAAGGCAAACUUGCUGAGCGAUAUGGAGGAGAAAAGGAAAAUGAUACAGUCUGACCUACACACUAUGGAGCUUACAGGAGACUCGAUGGAGGUGAAGCCUGUAAUGACAAGAAAGUUGAGGAGACGACCCAACGACCCUGUCCCCGAAAAAGUAGAGAAACGAAGAAAACCUCCUCCUGCACAAUUGAACUACCUUUUAGACGAGAAAGAGAUCGAGAGCGAUUUGAAAGCUAUUAGCCGUGGUAAAGUACUGACUACUGUUCGAAAACCAGCAGUGAUUCCGCAUUAUAAUACAGUGAACAUGCCCUCGCAACAUAUUUCUCCAACUUCCGAGACACCCCUAGUGGAGACUAGGAUAGAAGAUGGAAAACUUCUACACGAAAGGCGAUGGUUCCAUCGUGGACAACCUGUGUAUGUGGAAGGAAAAGACUUGACAAGAUUCGCGGCUAAUAUUUCUGCGAUCGGAACCGAGGCUAUUUGGGUGAAGAAAGUCUCGGACGGGAGUAAAGUACGGAUAUACAUAUCCCAGCUGAGUCGAGGGAAGAUCUCAAUAAAAAGAAGAGCAUCCUAACGAAAUUGUCCGUCGUUACGGCGGAAAAAGUGUUCAGUAACCGUUAAACUUGUGAUAUAUUAGAUUUGUAGUUUAUUCGAGUUCUAUCUUUUUUUUGGAUCUAAUAUAAUUCUCACUGUACUUGCCUUUUGCCACCAAUAAAACCAGACGAUACUGUAUUGUAACAAGGGCAUUGUGGCUAACAAUAGAUAAGUAGCCCAAAAGGAACUUAUCGUUGAUUAUUUUUCGUGCAGAAAUUAACCGUUAUAAAUGCACCGGAGCAUCAGAUUGUCAUUGACGAGAAAA
Messenger RNA from Dufourea novaeangliae, 1385 nucleotides. Its product is annotated as sin3 histone deacetylase corepressor complex component SDS3. Gene Ontology annotation, molecular function: histone deacetylase binding. Lineage: Eukaryota; Metazoa; Arthropoda; Insecta; Hymenoptera; Halictidae. Gene Ontology annotation, biological process: negative regulation of transcription by RNA polymerase II. The record is from RefSeq and is a predicted model, not a curated record. Bases 117 to 1100 code for a protein of 327 amino acids. Gene Ontology annotation, cellular component: Sin3-type complex. The transcript has 8 exons.